Molecule: messenger RNA, 7335 nt
Organism: Rattus norvegicus (Norway rat)
Lineage: Eukaryota; Metazoa; Chordata; Mammalia; Rodentia; Muridae
Gene: Kif13a
Product: kinesin family member 13A
Biological process (GO): establishment of protein localization; vesicle transport along microtubule; microtubule-based movement
Cellular component (GO): cytoplasm; cytoskeleton
Molecular function (GO): microtubule binding; nucleotide binding; cytoskeletal motor activity
Source: RefSeq, a predicted model, not a curated record
CGCGAGGGGCCGCGGUGUUGCGCGCACAGCCCGGCCCGAGCGGCUAGAGCGGCGCCUGGGCCCGCGGCCUCCUCCCGCCGCUGCGCCCCGCCCCGCGCCCGCCCCUCCCUGGGCCCGGCCGUGCCCCGCGUCGCGCUCCCCCGGGAUGGCCCGCGCGCCUCGGCGCUGCGUCUCGGAGCUCUCGGCGGAGCAGCGGCAGCCGCGCUCGGGGGGCGCGCGGCUGCGGCUGCGGCUGCGGCGGCGGCGGCGGCGCGGCGCUUGAAGGGGCCGCGUCGGGCGGAGCAGCGCGCCGCCAACAUGUCGGAUACGAAGGUAAAAGUUGCCGUCCGGGUCCGGCCCAUGAACCGAAGAGAGCUGGAACUGAACACCAAGUGCGUGGUGGAGAUGGAAGGGAACCAGACGGUCCUGCACCCUCCUCCUUCCAACACCAAGCAGGGAGAAAGAAAGCCUCCCAAGGUGUUUGCCUUUGAUUACUGCUUUUGGUCCAUGGACGAGUCGAACACGACAAAAUAUGCCGGUCAAGAAGUCGUUUUCAAGUGCCUCGGGGAAGGGAUUCUUGAGAAAGCCUUUCAGGGAUACAAUGCCUGUAUUUUUGCAUAUGGCCAGACAGGCUCUGGAAAAUCCUUUUCCAUGAUGGGCCAUGCCGAGCAGCUAGGCCUGAUCCCAAGGCUCUGCUGUGCUCUGUUUCAAAGGAUCUCCCUGGAGCAAAACGAGUCACAAACAUUUAAAGUCGAAGUAUCGUAUAUGGAGAUUUAUAAUGAGAAGGUCCGGGACCUCCUGGACCCCAAAGGGAGCAGGCAGUCUCUUAAAGUCCGAGAACAUAAGGUCUUAGGACCCUAUGUCGAUGGCCUAUCUCAACUGGCGGUCACCAGCUUUGAGGACAUUGAGUCACUGAUGUCUGAGGGAAAUAAGUCUCGAACGGUAGCAGCAACCAACAUGAAUGAAGAGAGCAGCCGCUCCCAUGCGGUGUUCAACAUCAUCAUCACACAGACACUGUAUGACCUACAGUCUGGGAACUCUGGUGAGAAAGUCAGCAAGGUGAGCCUGGUAGACCUGGCGGGCAGCGAGAGGGUGUCGAAGACUGGAGCUGCGGGGGAGCGACUGAAAGAAGGCAGCAACAUUAACAAAUCACUUACAACCUUGGGAUUGGUUAUAUCAUCGCUGGCUGACCAGGCUGCUGGCAAAGGCAAAAACAAAUUCGUACCUUAUCGAGAUUCAGUCCUCACUUGGCUUCUUAAGGACAAUUUAGGUGGGAACAGCCAGACCUCUAUGAUAGCAACCAUCAGCCCAGCAGCAGACAACUACGAGGAGACACUGUCCACGCUAAGAUACGCAGACCGAGCCAAGAGGAUUGUGAACCACGCUGUCGUGAACGAGGACCCCAAUGCCAAGGUCAUCCGAGAGCUGCGAGAGGAAGUGGAGAAACUGAGAGAGCAGCUCUCACAGGCUGAGGCCAUGAAGGCCCCCGAGCUGAAGGAGAAGCUGGAAGAGUCUGAGAAGCUGAUAAAGGAGCUCACAGUGACGUGGGAAGAGAAGCUGAGGAAAACGGAAGAGAUCGCACAGGAGAGGCAGCGGCAGCUGGAGAGCAUGGGGAUCUCCCUGGAGACCUCUGGCAUCAAGGUGGGGGAUGACAAGUGCUACCUCGUCAACCUGAAUGCAGACCCUGCCCUCAACGAGCUUCUGGUUUACUAUUUAAAGGAUCACACGCGGGUGGGUGCUGAUACCUCUCAGGACAUCCAGCUCUUUGGAAUAGGGAUUCAGCCCGAGCACUGUGAGAUCGACAUCGCAACGGAUGGAGAUAUCACUCUCACGCCCAAAGAAAACGCAAGGUCCUGUGUAAAUGGCACCCUGGUCUGCAGCGUGACCCAGCUGUGGCAUGGUGACAGGAUCUUAUGGGGAAACAACCACUUUUUCAGAAUUAACUUGCCUAAGAGGAAACGGCGGGACUGGCUGAAAGACUUUGAGAAAGAAACCAGCGCCACGGAGCAUGAUCUAGACGCUGCGAGUGAGGCCUCCUCAGAACCAGACUACAACUACGAGUUCGCACAGAUGGAGGUCAUCAUGAAAACACUGAACAGCAAUGGUGGCUUCCCGAUCGUAAGCCUGUCUGCCUGGUGGUCGUCCCCGUGGUGGUCCUAUUUGAAGAUCCUCUUCCCCCUCCUGUGGUUUCAGACGAAGCUGGUUCACCAACACUGGGAGAGAGAUCCAGUUCAAAAUGUGGUUCAGGUCCUGGAAAAGCAGUACCUGGAAGAGAAGAGGACGGCCCUGGAGGAGCAGCGGCUCAUGUAUGAGCGAGAGCUAGAGCAGCUCCGUCAGCAGCUCUCUCCCGAGAGGCAGCCGCCCAGCAGCGCCUCCGAUCGCCUGGCCUACAGCAGCCAGACAGCCCAGCAGAAAGUGACCCAGUGGGCUGAGGAGAGGGAUGAACUCUUUCGGCAGAGCUUGGCCAAGCUUCGAGAGCAGCUGGUGAAAGCCAACACUUUGGUGAGGGAAGCCAACUUCCUGGCUGAGGAGAUGGGCAAACUCACUGACUACCAAGUGACUCUUCAGAUCCCUGCGGCCAACCUCAGUGCCAACAGGAAGAGAGGAGCGAUUGUCAGUGAGCCCGCCAUCCAGGCCAGGAGGAAAGGAAAGAGCACCCAGGUCUGGACCAUCGAGAAGCUGGAAAAUAAGUUAAUUGAUAUGAGAGACCUUUACCAAGAAUGGAAAGAAAAUGUCCCCAAGGCUAAGAGGCUCUGUGGGAAACGAGGUGACCCUUUUUAUGAAGCUCAGGAGAAUCACAACCUCAUCGGUGUGGCUAACGUGUUUUUGGAAUGUCUCUUCUGUGAUGUGAAGCUUCAAUAUGCAGUACCCAUUAUCAGCCAGCAGGGGGAGGUUGCCGGGCGUCUCCACGUGGAGGUGAUGCGUGUUACAGGAACUGUUCCAGAGCGCGUGUCGGAGGAUGACUCUUCCGAGAACUCCAGUGAGAGUGGGAGUCUUGAAGUGGUGGACAGCAGCGGGGAAGUCAUCCACCGGGUCAAAAAACUGACGUGCCGGGUGAUAAUUAAAGAGGCAACGGGGCUACCCAUAAGCCUCUCGAAUUUCGUCUUCUGUCAGUACACGUUCUGGGACCAGUAUGAGUCUACAGUGGCUGCCCCGGUGGUGGACCCGGACGUGCCGUCCCCUCAGUCUAAGGAUGCCCAGUACACAGUGACCUUCUCUCACUGUAAGGACUACGUGGUAACUGUCACAGAAGAAUUCCUAGAGUUCAUUUCUGAUGGCGCGCUGGCAGUUGAAGUGUGGGGCCACAGGUGUGCUGGGAACGGAAGCCCCAUCUGGGAGGUCGAUUCCCUCCACGCGAAGACAAGGACAUUACACGACAGGUGGAAUGAAGUGACCCGGAGAAUAGAGAUGUGGAUCUCCAUAUUGGAACUGAAUGAGCUAGGAGACUACGCCGCAGUAGAGCUUCACCAGGCGAAGGACGUCAACACCGGCGGCGUCUUCCAACUCAGACAGGGUCACUCCCGUAGAGUACAGGUCACAGUAAAACCUGUGCAGCAUUCGGGGACGCUGCCACUCAUGGUUGAAGCCAUCCUAUCAGUAUCCAUUGGCUGUGUGACUGCCAGAUCCACCAAGCUGCAAAGAGGGCUGGACAGUUACCAGAGAGAUGAGGAGAAUGGCGGUGAUAUGGAUAGUUACCAGGAGGAAGACUUGAAUUGUGUAAGAGAGAGAUGGUCAGAUGCGCUCAUUAAACGACGGGAAUACUUAGACGAACAGAUUAAAAAAGUCAGCAAUAAAAAAGAGAAAACAGAAGAUGACAUGGAGCGGGAAGCCAGGCUGGUGGAGCAGUGGGUGGGGCUGACGGAGGAGAGGAAUGCUGUGCUGGUGCCUGACCCUGGCAGCGGGAUCCCGGGGGCACCUGCUGACUGGGUCCCACCUCCUGGCAUGGAAACCCACAUCCCCGUUCUCUUCCUGGAUCUGAACGCGGAUGACCUCAGUGCCAAUGAGCAGCUGGUGGGCCCCCACGCGUCGGGAGUGAACUCCAUCCUGCCCAAGGAGCAUGGCAGCCAGUUUUUCUACCUGCCCAUCAUAAAGCACAGUGAUGACGAGGUUUCAGCCACAGCCUCCUGGGACUCCUCGGUGCACGACUCUCUUCACCUGAACCGGGUCACACCACAGAACGAGAGGAUCUACCUGAUCGUGAAGACCACCGUUCAGCUCAGCCACCCGGCCGCCAUGGAGUUAGUGUUGCGGAAGCGGAUUGCAGCCAAUAUUUAUAACAAGCAGAGUUUCACGCAGAGUUUAAAGAGGCGAAUAUCACUGAUCAAUAUAUGUUACUCCUGCGGCGUGACCUAUGAGAUAGUGUCCAAUAUACCAAAGGCUACCGAGGAGAUUGAGGACCGGGAGACGCUGGCCCUCCUGGCAGCUCGGAGUGAGAACGAGGGCACUUUGGAUGGGGAGACGUACAUCGAGAAGUACACUCGGGGUGUGCUGCAGGUCGAGAACAUCCUGAGUCUGGAGCGGCUCCGGCAGGCCGUCACGGUGAAGGAAGCGCUCUCCACCAAAACGAGGCACAUUCGGAGAAGCCUCAGUACACCGAAUGUUCACAACGUCUCCUCUAGCCGGCCAGAUCUCUCUGGCUUCGAUGAAGAUGAUAAGGGCUGGCCCGAGAACCAGUUAGACGUGUCUGACUACAGCUCCAGUUACCAAGAUGUCGCAUGCUAUGGGACCUUACCCAGGGACUCGCCUCGCAGGAGCAAGGAAGGUUGCCCAUCAGAGAAUCCUCAUGCCUUAACCAUCAGCCCUUUUAAAGCGUUCUCUCCUCAGCCACCAAAGUUCUUCAAACCCCUAAUGCCUGUAAAAGAGGAACACAAGAAAAGAAUGGCCCUGGAAGCGAGACCUCUCCUAAGCCAAGAGAGCAUGCCUCCGUCCCAGGCCCAUAACCCUGGCAGCCUUGUACCCCCAGGAAGCAAUGGCAGCAGCAUGCCAAUAGAGCACAAUAGCAAACCUGAGAAGAAGAUUAUUCUGAAGUUAAUCUACCUAGAGGAAUUGCAUUUACUUGGCGACUCCGAAGAGGAGGAAAAUGAGCUGGAAGCUGUCAGCCGGAAGCUGAUGCACGCACAGCCUUACGUGCCCGUGGAGUUUGCUGACUUCAGUGUUUACAAUGCCAGCUUGGAGAACAGGGAGUGGUCGUCUUCUAAAGCAGACCUGACAGACUCCAGAGCCUUGGAGAAAGCAGUGUCUCGUAGCCCUACCACCAGCAGCCUCACCAGUGGCUACUUCUCCCACAGUGCCUCCAACGCCACUCUGUCUGACAUGGCAGUCCCUUCCAGCGACAGCUCAGACCAGCUAGCCCUCUCCACCAAGGAGGCCGAGUGCCGGGAGCACUCGGGACCAUCACUCGCACCCGACUUCACACCAGCUUCGACUCAAGAGCUUACUGAAGCAGAAAGAGGCUUGGGGAAGGAUAAGACAAUCACCGUGCCUCUCGAGGAGAACAGUGCCUUACCCCAGGGGAGCCCAUCACCCCAGAGCAUCCCCGAGGAAAAUCCCAGAAUGCCGUGCAGGACUGCUUUGGGUUCAGAACUGGAUGCCGGCCCCAGCAAAGAGGGCCACCAAGCCAGAGAAUUCUGCCCAGGAGAGGUGACGAUAGAACACACUACGAACAUUUUGGAGGACCACUCCUUCACAGAGUUCAUGGGUGUGUCCGAUGGCAAAGACUUCGAUGGUUUGGCAGAUUGUUCCGUAGGAGAGCCCUCCAGUAGGACGGAUCUAACCAUUGAAACAGGCCGUAAAGGUAUCCCAGAGGGUCCCCCAGAUGCUGGCCAGCUGCAUUCCAAGAUAGAGAACGACCAGGAAACCACGGCCACUCGGUAAGGGACAGCCAUGCCUCUCUGGGCCACAGCUCCGGCAGCUUCGUCGGUCCCACCCUGGGACAUGCUCUUCAGACAGCUGUGACCCAGCUUGACCUCAGACCAGCAUGGGGGAGCCCUGCACUUCCCCUCCCCAGUGGGAGAAGUAGCACUUUGUCCCAUGGCGAAUCACGGCCCCUGCUCUUUCCAGAGAGGAAGAGAAUGAAAAUCUUGGCUUACCUACGUGGCAGUAUUCUCAUGAGCACUUCGUACACGCCCCACUGUGCAAAGACCUCCACAGACUCAAACGUUAUUCUUGUACGUUUUUAAUCAGUUCUUCCUGCAGACUCUGGAGUCAGUGCUCUGAUCCCUUUUUUAUAAAUAAUAUAUAUUAUGUAUAUGAAUUUGUGUAUCUAUGGUAUGUCUGUUCAGAGACAUAUCUGCACACUAAAAGGCAGAUAGAUGAUUUGUCGAAAAUCACAAGGUACUGGACUUUGUUACAAAGCGACCCUGGUGACUGCUUUGACACGAGCAGAUGAAAAGCGUUAUUUUAUAUUCUGUAAGAAUGAGGUUCUAAAUCCCUCUUUAUAGAAAAGGUUGCAGGCACUGUUCUUUAUAACCAAAGAACUUCCAGGAGACUGAACGUCUUUGCUGUCCACUCUGUUCUGUGUGAGUGAUGUAAUCUCACUCCAGUGUGGUGCCAUACUUCCCUUGGCUACCGAGCCACGUGCUGCCCUGGUCCCUGCCCCCUUUCCUAAGCACACAGAAACCAUACAGCUACAACAGUCUUCCACCUAGCCUGGGACCUAUUGACUUGACAUUGACCAUUGACUCGGCUGGGGCUCUGUCUUCCCCCCUAGCAUUUGUCAUGUCUUGUCCACCUGUGCAAGCAGGUGGGGUGCACAGGGCAGUGUCACAACAGCAACGCAACAAUGUACCAAGAGUUGGGGAAGAGUCUUGGUUGGUGGCUUCUUUAUCAGUCUGAUUCAGAAUUGCUAGAUUCUCUUGUGGUGGUGGCUUGCCAUUUUGCUCGACUCUAGAAAAUGCUGAAGAGAAGGACUGAGCUAUCAAGUUCGUAGGUUUACACGUCACCUUGUUUGAGGGGGAUUAGAUAUGGACCGCUCCGUUGUCAUUCUUUUCCCUUUUUUUUUUUUUUUCAAAGUAUCCUGCGAGGAGAGACAUUGUAGGAUCGUGCGUGGAAGAAUUUUACAAAUAUAUUUUAUGUACUUACUCUGUAGAUGCCUGUACAAUGUUGUGUUGUGAGGAAGUGAGAGAGCAUGUGCAGCCUGCUGUACUUUUUAUUUUUUAAGUCCUUAGCAUUGGUGAGGGAGGCCUGGGAGACUCUAUUGAAAAGCUGCUGUUUGUGUGUGUGGUGAGCUGACGGUAGUGUUUUACUAUCAUCCGUUGAAAACAAAAACUGUAAUUUAUAUUCCCUUUCGACUUUGUAUUUAAUUGGUACAGAUUUGUGUGUGUUUUAGAAUACAAACUGUCUAAUUCAGAGUUCAAA